AUGUUGGAGUCUGGCAUCUUGCAUGAGCAGGUGAUUAACUGCUCACCACAAACAGUGCGAGACACAGGCCAGGGAUUCUACGGUCCCGGAGUUGAAUACCUGGAGCUGUGGCAUGAUGACUUUGAGGACUAUUGCAUCCUGUGCGACUUUGAUGUCGCUUGGUCCUUCGCCUACUCCGACGACUCGAGUGGGCCCGUGCUGAUUCAUUGCGAAGCCGGUGUCAACCGCAGCUGCGCCCUCGCAAUAGCCAUGCGCAUGAGGAUCCUGCUGGAGACGAGCCAAUCUUCAGACCCCGAGAUGCUCUUCAAGUCUUCGUGGUGCCACGUAGCAGCCAGAAAGCAAAGAGUCCUCACCACGACCGGAUUCCAACGGCAGCUACUCCUGUUUGCCCGCAUGGGCUGCUGCUGGUUCCCCACUCUGGAUGCAGUGUGGAGAACUGUUCAAGAACGCCACAUGGCACAGUUCCGAGCACUUGCUGAGGACAUGGCCAAGAAAAUAGUGUGUGCAAACUCGGAGUUUCCGCCAGGGACCUGGUGGCGGGCCAUCGUCUUCAUCAGAGACGCAACAAUGCGAGGUGAGAAAAAAAUCGAAGGAGGCUACGAUCUCAGCACAGACUCCAAGCGCAACAUUGCGGAGAACCGCGUGCGCGGCUAUGCCACAUCAGCGAUGCCGAAGCUCGUCGCAGCAGCGAAAGCUGGCCCGACUCCUGCGGCAAGCGCCCUGGGCGAAAAGCAGCGCAUCGAAGGGACUCUUGGACAGUCGCCCGAGCGGUCGCCGCUCCUUGGUGUUGGUGCAGAGGUGCCUGCAAGCGGUGUGCGUCGCCCGCCAACGAACGAUUCGGCGCGCCGAUUCCUCCAGUGUGACGAAAACAUCACUGUCGUAAACUCCAAGGCCCGAUCAGAUCUUUUGGGUGAUCUUUGGGCACGGCUUGAAGGCGACAGGGCCAAGUCCAGGGAGGCUUCACAGGAGAUGGUAGCCAGCUAUGUCUCAGAGGACCAGCUGGCCGCCAACCUGCGCUUGUUGUCCUGCGUGAAGGCGAACGAGAUCUCUGGUAUCGAUGUGGCCAUUGAUCAUGGGGCAGAUGUGAAUUUCGCAAAUUUGCAGGAGCCUAUCAAUCUCCAGACGCCGCUUAGGGCAGCCUGUGCUUUGGCAAACGUGAAGAUGGCGAGGCUGUUGCUUCCCCAGGGUGCCGAUGUCUUUGCCCAUUUUGUCAAAGAUGGCUGGACUGCUUUGCACAGUGCCUGCUAUAGCGGUCAUGAUCAUAUAGCAAAGCUGCUACUGGAAGAGGCUGGCAGCCUGCAUGAGGGCACACUGCAGGACGGGUGGGGCUUGAUGCAUCUGGUGGCGUUGUGUGUGACCGAUCGGCUUUCCAAGCAAGGUGCCUCCUUGAUUUGCUGGAUUCUGAAGCAGAUGCCAGAUGUUGAGUUGAAUGCUUUCUCCAAGCAUGCCGGAUUUUAUGAUUGGACACCUCUGCAUGUGGCUGCGGCCCGUGGCAUGACACAGGUUUGCAGCGCUCUCCUGAAGGCAAAAGCUAACGUUUGGGCAUCGACUGGUGACUUCCAUGUCAGCUCCCCACACCUGAACAAGUUUGCCUCGGCCGGAAGCAUAGCCUCUGUCGGCGCCGGCUUUGAGAGAGUAGAGGGCCGUCACUUAGACAAGGGCUUGCUGCCCCUUCAUGUGGCUGCAUUUGGAGGCCAAGCGCGGACUUGCCAGCUCCUGCUGAGGCAAGCUCCCAGGUCACUCCACACCAUGACGCACCGGCAUUGCUGGACGGCCCUGCUUCAUGCUGUUUGGAGCGAUAAUGCCGAACUGGUGCGCGAGCUGUGCCGGCAAGGCGCCAGAAAGAGCAUCAACGACGUAGAUCGGAGAGGAGACGGAACGUCGUGGUCGCCGAUCUCCCUCGCUGUGAUUCGCUGUUCUCCAGAAGUCGUACAGGUUUUAGUGGAGUACGGGGCAGACCCUCUGAUGCGUAUGGCCUUAGUUGACUUCCCGGGGUUUGCAUUCUUGAAGCACUGCUCGUUGGCAUUGCCGGAUGCAGCUGAGAACACCUGGAGCGGACCCGACAAGCGCAUUUCCUUGCUUCAUCUUGCAAUUUGCCGUGGAUCCAGCACCAUGGUGAAAGCUUUGAUGCCCCUUCUGCGCUCUGCCCAUCAACAGCCAGUGCGCCUAAGCACAAGUCGCCCCCCUUUAUCUGGCAGGGGCGCUUCGCCCUGGCAGGACCUUCAGAAGGAGACGAAGGAGGGCUCCUUCAGUCGCUCUGGAGCGCAGACGCAGCGCGCGGUUCGCCCAGACCGCCAGGAUUCCGCCCGUGAGCGCUUGAACAGUGGCCCAGCCUCAGAAGCUCAAGGAAACGAUCCCGUGACCUUUCGGACAGAUCAGGGAUGGUCUCCUGCAAUCUUGGCUGUCCUCCUUCAAACGGUUGAUCCGGAUCGAAUGGUUUGUCCGUUUUACAUCACCAGGGGAUUUCCUGAUCGAUCGAUAGGUUCCAGAGCUGAAGUUGUGACGGAGCUAAUGGCGGGUCCUUCUUCCCCCUUUGCAGAACACGAGGCUGAUAAGCCUCUCGUAGUCCCUCAACGCUUCCCAGAUGUUGCGGCGACCUUGGUGAACAUGGCCAUUAAUGAGUUCUUACGUCUGUGUCGAGGAUCGGCAGCAGAAGCUGUCGACCAGAUUCUGCAGUCUACACUCUGCGCAGCAUGCCAUUUCAAUCGAGCAGAAAUCGCACAGCACCUUCUGGAAGUUGGUCGGUGCGAUCCACGAUGCACAAUGCUGAAGCCGGUCGAGCAACGCCCCCUGCACAUCGUGACUUCUCACGGCUACGGGCGGCUGGCUCAACUGCUUUUGGAUUACAAAGCGAAUCCCUUAGAGCCAGACGAGAAUCGGCAGCUUCCGGUGGUGAAGCUAACGGCAUUCUUUGAGAGUCAGCUACAGCGCUUGCAGGCCAGAGUCGCGGAGUUGGAAGCACAGCUCUGUGAGGGGCAGGCUGACAGUAUGUCACUGAAGUCAUCGCCCAAGACCGCUGAACCAUCUCGUGUGGGCCGGAGGACAGGCGGUGGUCCGAUCGAUGUUGCGAGCUAUGAAGCUUUGCUGCACGUCAGUAUCGCGCAAGCUCUUCUUCAGCUCCGAAGCUUGGGCUUAGAUGUGCAGAUAUCCCAGGUUCUCGUCAAGUUUCAGGAGUUUGCACAGGGGCACAUCCCCUUGGCUGCCAUGGUCGACACUGUAAUUGCGGUCAUGGACCACCCAGUCAUGCCCUUCUCGCAGCCUGGCUUGCGGUCACCGAAUGCCAUGCUGAUCGACUUGCUGAUGUACGAGGACGGGAAGAUACUCCCGUUGGCGUUGGAGCUGAUCUGUGGAAACAGCUAUUCGGCAGGCGACUUCCUGGAGGAGCUCGAGAAGGUCACGCUUCUGACAGAGCAGCAGGAUGCCUUAAUGCAGCAGCUCAAGUCAGAUGUGGCGCAGAUGAGCAAGAUUCUCUACAGUUUCGAGAACUGGAGCUGCGAGGACGAGUUUUCCAUCUCAGACCGGAAACCUCUCAACGAGCUGGAGGAGAUCGGCAAGCGCUUGCAGAAAGCGUGUUCCGGAAACGCCCCAGCUUCAGGCCGGAUGGUCCAAGACAUGCUGAUCCACACCGACUUCGUCUCGAUCGCUGGAUACUGGUUAAUGCUCGACUGGCAGGACACAAAUCCCGAGAGUCGACUCCUCCAUCGGCGACUGACUGCCAUCGUUUGCAGCAUUGCGACGGCGUUCUGUCGCAACAACCCCAAGAAUCAAGGUGUCUUUAUGGACUUCCUCCCGGGGUUGUCAAAGGUCUUGGACGAGGACGAUUUUCCUGAGAGUGCAGCGCUGGUCGCAGAGAUUUUCCGUGGCAACCUGACGAACUGCGAACAGGUGCCCGAGGCAAUUUGCGGCAACGGAUCACGAUUGAGCAAAUUCCUUUGGUGCGGACCAAGCGUGCAGGGCGCUAUGUGCCCGGAGCCUGCCGGACCAUCGAAGAGUAGGAAUUUGUUCCUUGCCUUCGUUUCCAUCGAGGAAUUUACUGUACCGCCAUGCUGGGUUGGAUAUUUGCACGCGAUGUCAGACAUGGCUGCGACGCUGUCGGACACCUGCUGUGGCGAGACCACAGGAGAAGACGAGAUCAGGAACGUCGCUCCCGACUUGUUACCAGGCACGAGACCCGCCAGGGUGUCGCCGCAGGAUGUACAGCACCUCAAGGAUAUGGGCUUCCAAGAAGUGGCCGCAACAAAUGCGCUUGAAGCCUGCAAUGGCAACUUGGACCAAGCAACCCAGCUGUUACUUGCGAGUGCUGCUGCCGAGUCCCCAGAGAUGGCGAUUCCGCCGCCACCACCGCCCCCAGCAGAGGUCGACCCUCUUUCGGAGAAAGUGGACACCCUGGUUGGCAUGGGCUUCACUGAGGUCCAGGCCCGUGAUGCCCUCGAUGGUUGCAGCGGCAACCUGGAGCGAGCUGUCGAAUAUCUCACCACCCAAGCGUCAUGA
This is a messenger RNA of Symbiodinium sp. CCMP2592, 4491 nucleotides long. The record is from the annotation of a GenBank genome assembly. NCBI's taxonomy places the organism in Eukaryota, Dinophyceae, Suessiales, Symbiodiniaceae.